CUCCUCUUAUCCCUAAACAUGCAGCUUUCUGUAUUCCUGAGCGCACUUAUAUCAUCUUUCGUCAUUCUUGCUGCAGCGUCACCCAUGCCUGGAGCCAUCUCAAAACGUUCUUUUGAGCGACGGGAACGAGGAGAACUUGACACAAACUUUCAACGUGAUCUCCUAGAAGAGGACAAGAAGCGCGAGGAGCUGAAGACCGACUUCAUAAUAUAUGCUUGGUAUGACGGCCCAGGCACUGGAGGUCCGAGAAAGGACCUCGGGUACGACGGGCACGACUAGGAUGAUAGGCAGCGUAGCAAAAAGAAGCGAGUGUCUACAAAACAUACUGAUA
Messenger RNA from Suillus discolor, 331 nucleotides. RefSeq lists its product as uncharacterized. NCBI's taxonomy places the organism in Eukaryota, Fungi, Basidiomycota, Agaricomycetes, Boletales, Suillaceae. Bases 19 to 279 code for a protein of 86 amino acids. The record is from RefSeq and is a predicted model, not a curated record. The transcript has 3 exons.